Endocarpon pusillum Z07020 is the source of this 3549-nucleotide messenger RNA. RefSeq lists its product as uncharacterized. The record is from RefSeq and is a predicted model, not a curated record. The transcript has 2 exons. The coding region runs from base 1 to 3549 and encodes 1182 amino acids. NCBI's taxonomy places the organism in Eukaryota, Fungi, Ascomycota, Eurotiomycetes, Verrucariales, Verrucariaceae.
AUGCUUUCCUCGCUAUUUCGGCCCUCCAAGGGUCCAAGGAGACAAACAGACGAAAGAUCGCCUUUCUCUUCCCCUUCGCCUGAAGCUGUUCGACAAGGUCCUCCCAAUGAACGUAGUCCGCUGCUUCGUCCGCAUCAAAACAGUGCCACCAGGGGCGCGGAGAGAAGCGAAACGGACGACGACGACGAUGCAGACGACGCAGGUUUCAGUCAUGACGAGGAAGAAGCUGAGACUGGCAAUGAAGAUGGACACAGAUGCGAGACAUCUCUGCUGCCAAUCUUCUCUGCCGCUCACUUAGACGCUCUGCCUAUCUACAAUUUGACCCAUGCCAUACGUCUUCUCAUCGUGUCCAAAUGCGAAACCACAUUGACCUGGGACCAACUUCGGUCACCACAGGUAUCACAAUUUCUCCUCAAACCAAUUCAACAAGAAGUUCGAGCUGCACACUUUUCUAGAGCAACCGAAUAUGCGCUCAUGGCCAACUGUUUGCAGUUCAACAAGGAGAUUAGCCUGAAUCCUGGAAAUAGCGGCGCAAGCAAAACAAGGGCGUUGGUGUGUGAACUUCUUGCUAUCAAGCUAUUGAGGGAAUACUCGACCCGCGAGUUGAUAGAUGCUCUCUCGUACGACUUCGACCCGCUACAAGGACAGUCACAUCCUGAGAACAACACAAACAUGUCCCGUGUGGAAAGGACGGCAAAGCACAAUGCUUGGAGUCCUCCACGUCCAGCCAGAAUAUCAUGUCUUGAGAUUGCAAUCAGAGCACAAGCGAAGCGUUUCCUGGCACAUCCAUUGGUGGUGCAACAGCUAGAAGCCAUAUGGGCAGGUUCAAUAGUGUUUCAUGCCAUAGCUGAUACCCUUCAUCGGCCUGGAAAAGGAAUGAGGGAACAAACUGCUGACGCUCUUGAUCAACGCCACCAGCCAAAGUCCUUUUCGAAGUCAAGCAACAUAGCAAGACGAUCGGUUACGCUGUAUGACCCCCGAGACGCAUCGCUUUUCAAGCUCUCGCGGCUACGGGUUCCUCGGUACCGCUAUUUUCUUUCGACGGGGUCAUAUGCUAUCCUCCUCGGUCUGUUUCUUGCUGUACUGGCACAGAGAUCCUUGGAAAUUACCUCUCUGGAGAUUGUCUUCUGGUUCUGGUGUGCUGGAUACAUAUUGGACGAGAUUGUCGGCUUCAACGAGCAAGGUUUUAGUCUUUACUGGGCCAGCUUCUGGAACACAUUCGACCUAGGCAUCUUGCUACUCCUCAUUGGCCAUCUCUGCCUUCGUCUGUAUGGGAUCAUUAUGCCAGACACGCGCAAGCAUUCUGUUAGCAAUCUUGCAUAUGAUGUGCUUGCCGCUGAUGCGGUGCUGCUGUUUCCUCGGCUCUUUUCCGUGCUCGAUCAUUACCGCUACUUUUCUCAACUUCUCAUUGCCUUUCGCAUGAUGGCAUCGGAUCUGAUGGCGGUUUUUGUGUUGAUACUGAUCAGCUGCAGCGGCUUCUUCGCUGCUCUGACCCUGUCUUUUGGGGAUGAUACGAUCGAUAGUCCUGCCUCUGUCGCCUAUGCAUUAUUCCAAAUGCUCAUGGGGUUCACUCCUGCUGCAUGGGAUCGGUGGGAUAACUACAACGUGUUGGGCAAAACAAUCUUGACAUUGUUUCUCUUCAUCUGCCACUUCCUGGUCGUGACGAUCUUGAUUACUGUCCUCACUAACUCGUUCAUGGCGAUUGUGCAGAAUGCGAACGAAGAACAUCAAUUCGUGUUUGCCGUCAAUACGAUCUCCAUGGUCAAAUCUGAUGCGCUCUUCUCGUACAUCGCGCCAACCAAUAUAAUUGCUUGGUUUAUCACUCCUCUUCGAUACUUUGUCCCCUUUCGGCGAUUUGUGAAGAUAAAUAGGACGCUCAUCAAAAUCACGCACUUCCCUAUCCUCUUCUCCAUCUUCCUAUAUGAGAAAAUUAUGCUGAGGUCAUCAGUGGUUGACACAGUGGAGAUUAUUGAGCCUCGUGGAAGACCUCCGGCUGACAUCAAUCGAUCUGCUGGCAUCAGCAUCUUCACCCCUCACCCCCGGCGUCAGGUCAGAGAAGCCUCUGUUGCUACAUGGCGAAAAGAUCGUGCUUUAGCAGCAGUCUUCCGGCGACCAUAUGAUGGCACAUUACGGGACACGUCUAAGAGCCACACUCGACAAAGGACUAGCAAAGCUGUCACCAACUGGAUGCAAAAUCUCGGUGAAGAGGGAGUGAUGAGUCCACCUCAGGAGCAAGACCGCGCGGUUGUUGAUCGACUCGAAGGCCACCGGAUCUUUCAUCGAAGGCCACGAUUUGCUCGGCCCAGGAGAGAUCAUACUAAUAUAACACGGUCGAUAGCCUCGGAUCCAGAAGAUUUUGGUGGCUUCACAGAUGUGUUGACCCCCUCAGUUCAACGCCUCCCUGCUUAUCAAACGACUCCAUCUCAUGAGCCAAACCUAGAACAUGAACCUGAACCUGCGCAAGCAACUGAUGCUGAUGGAGACGACGAAUUGGUGACGAGUGACAACGAGGACGACGGAAUGAUAUUCCCUCAGAGACCGCACAAUGCCUCGUCUCCAGUAUCGCCGCUCCGUACAGCGAGACCAGACGGCUAUUUCUCAACCCGGUCUCCAAAGCCGAAAAACAGGGAGUCAUCGACAUCCGUCUCUUCUCCACCACUCGCACAAUCUAGAUCUUGGAGAGCGGAAGAACGGCAUACGCAAGGCGAGGUGACGAACCGUGUUGUUCAAAGGCAGCGCCCGAGACCUCACCUUCGAAACGUCUCUUCAGCGACCAUCAUCUACAAUCCUGUAACACGCGUGCAGUCGUCUCCACCAAGUAAGAAGCAGUCCGCUACCAGAGGUACAAAGUCGAUCGGCAUCCGUUCGCCAAAGUCCGGUGCCAUGACCCCUGCAGCGAAGUCGUUGUCAAAUACACCCGGACGUCGAACGCCGAAAAAGUUCGUAUCAGAGCCAGCCAGAGCACAAGCGAUCCUGCCGCCCAAGAAUGAUCCUACAUUUAUGUCUGCUCCAAACCUUACUGGCAUGAUGAGGAUGCACAAUCGCGGUGCUGAACAUCGAAGAUCAUCACUUGAUAUGGAUCUCGGCUCUGAUAUUGGCGAUAACAAAGCCAUAGGUGGUGGUUUCGUUGGCGCUAUACCAGCGUCAUUCGCAACCCAGAUGGCCUAUGCUACUGGUGGUCUCAGACGACAGGCUGCAGCAUCCGAGGACCAGGAGAUGUUCGGACGCUUGGUCCUGGCAAGGAUGAACAAGCUGGAAGAGGGAAUGAAAGAGGUCAUCCAUGAGAUGAGAGAAAGUAGGAUGAAUGAAAGCAACAACAGCCGUAGCAGAAGCAAAGAAAGGUCUUCAAGACCGUCACGGCAACCCAUGAAGAAGUCAAGGCACAGAGAGAAGGAGAAACGUGAUAGUGAAAAGGAGAAGCGUAGACCAGUCAUCUACGUUGGAGGCCCCAAGAGUCGGAGCGCUGCCGCCUCGAGCAAGGCGACGGACAAGGAGCAGGAUUGGGAGGAUGAAGCAGCAUUCGAACCUGCGAAAAGCGGAUCGAUUUGA